CGCUCUGCAAGCGGGCAGCCCCGCUGGGGCCGAUGCCCAACGAGGAUAUUGACGUCAGCAAGUUGGAAGUGCUGGAAAAAUACCGCAGUUUCACUCGGUACUUCAAACUGGCGGAAAAAGAGAGCAGGAAACCGCGCUGGUGGAAGACGUACCGGCAGCACACCAGCCCCCAGCCAGAGCCAAUGACAGACAUCAGCCUGCCACGUGAUCAGAAGCUGCAAGCAAAGGAAAUCAAGGAAAGAAAAAAGAUCCUGAGGGAGAACCACCAGAGUGCUGAGAUGGAGAGAGCAGCGCGGCUCCGGACUGCGCUGAUUCCCCUCGAUGAAGUCAGAGCUGAGUGGGAGGAGACCAGCGGCCCGUUCCACAAGCAGCGCGUGGCGGAGCGCUGCGGGAUAUUCCGUGACUUGUUCAAAGGAGCCACGUUCACCCCCUGGGUUCCCCUGAGGGUGGAAUUCAGCCAAGAAGACGAGCACCUCGUGCCAGUUUAUUAUGGGAACAUAGUGACACCGUCAGAGGCUUCCAGUCCCCCUGCAGUGUCGUACAAGGCAGAUAAAGGUUCCCUCUGGACUUUGUUGCUCACAAAUCCAGAUGGACAUUUAAGAGACACGGACUCGGAGUAUCUCCACUGGCUGGUGACAAACAUCCCAGGCAACGACAUCGAGUCGGGUAAGGAGAUCUGCCAUUACUUGCCCCCGUUCCCUGCCAUGGGAACUGGCUACCAUCGCUUCAUCUUCCUCCUCUUCAAGCAAGACGGCCCCAUAGAUUUCAGCGAGGACGUCCGGCCAAUGCCAUGCCACAGCCUCAGGAUGAGAACCUUUAGCACGUUUGACUUCUACAGAAAACACGAGGACGCGAUGACCCCAGCAGGGCUGGCAUUUUUCCAGUGUCAGUGGGACAGCUCUGUCACUCGGGUGUUCCAUCAGCUUCUCAAUAUGAGAGAACCUGUCUUUGAAUUUGUGCGGCCGCCCGUUUACCACCCUCCACAGUUAAAGUUCCCGCGCCACCAGCCUCUGAGGUACCUGGACAGAUACCGAGACACCCAGGAGCCCACCUACGGCAUUUACUAG
Messenger RNA from Antrostomus carolinensis (chuck-will's-widow), 1067 nucleotides. RefSeq names its product mitochondrial ribosomal protein L38 (gene MRPL38). The transcript is spliced from 8 exons. Gene Ontology annotation, cellular component: mitochondrial large ribosomal subunit. Bases 33 to 1067 code for a protein of 344 amino acids. The record is from RefSeq and is a predicted model, not a curated record. Lineage: Eukaryota; Metazoa; Chordata; Aves; Caprimulgiformes; Caprimulgidae.